This is a messenger RNA of Xenopus laevis (African clawed frog), 1361 nucleotides long. Its product is annotated as synaptonemal complex central element protein 1. The coding region runs from base 153 to 1103 and encodes 316 amino acids. Lineage: Eukaryota; Metazoa; Chordata; Amphibia; Anura; Pipidae. The transcript is spliced from 13 exons. The record is from RefSeq and is a predicted model, not a curated record.
CCCCUUUAAGGUGGACAAUUUCCUCCCAAGUCAGGGGCAGUAGCUAACUAGAUGUAAGGACACGCCCUCAGGCACAAAAAAGAGAGGGAAGGGAAUUACCUCAAGAGAAAAAAAGCAGGAAGUGCUUUUCUGCCUGAAGGCACCAAAAGAACAUGGAGGCUGCUCCUCCCACUGGGUUCGCUGGGGAAGAAGCAGCAGAUGUGCAGGUGCCCCCUCCUUCUCUUCCACAGCCUCCAGGAACCUCCUGGCAACAGGAAUCAGGCAGCGGCGGUCCAGAGAGCCUGACGUCUUUGCUUCAGAAUCUACUGGAAGCUGGACAUCUGGAGCCAAAGCUGGAAGUUCUGGUGACUGAGAUAAACCGAGUGCAACAAGCGAGACGUGUCUUAUGCCGCGAGCUAGAUGAGUACCGGGAGCAAAGUGACAAAGCCAAGAGGGAGCUGGAUCAAUUAAAGACAGAGAGGCUCCAGCUGGAGCAAGCACUCAACAAAAACCAAGAGACCUUGCAGAGGCUGCAGCUGCAGUGUGACAGGAAAGGGACAGAGAAGCAGAGAGAGAAAGAGCUGUCAGAUACCUGCCAGCAAAGAAUCGAAUAUCUCACUAGCAAGAUACAAGAGGAGAAGCUGAAACAGAGAAAGCAGAGGAUGGAAUAUGAAAAACAAGUGGAAGAGUUGAUGGCAAAGCACAAGAAUCUCUGGGAGUUGUAUGAUGAGAAAAGGCUUUGUGCAGAGAUGCCAUUAAUGGAAGAAAGGAAAGUAAAACUCAUUGAACAAGAGAGAGAGAUCCAAGGUCAGAUGGCACAGUUGCAAGAAGAAAUAGAAAAGCUCAGAAAACAGGGAGUGAAUGUAACUGCAGAGGCUGCCUUCUUGCGUUCCGCACAGGCAAAGACCGCAGUGCUUUUUGAGGAGGAAUACAGCCAUUCCAAGCAAAUCCUUGACAAAACCACUGAGCGUCAUAGGAGCGUAUGUGAGAUGUAUACAAGAUUUUGCAAGGAGUGGGACGCAGCCAGGAAAAACAUGCCGGAACCUUCUGUAGAUCAGAUGAUAUCUGGAGUCCAAUCAGAAGGUGCCCAAAUAAAGCAGCCUCCCGCCUCGCAGGAAGAGUAACCCUUGCCAUAAGUAGAGGUUUGGGAUUCCUGAACACUUAUUUCAACUCUUGAUUUUUAUUCUGCUUUAUGUUGCCGUUUUUAUUAUCGUUAUGGUGACGGUUCUCUAAAGAAGAGCAUUUACUUCUGAUCAGUACCAUGUCGUGUAUUGUGCACAUUGCUGCCUAGUGCCAUUUUUGAUGUUUCAGCAUGAUACUUUACGAAAGGCCCUUGAGGCUUUUAACCGUUUGUGAAAAAUAAAAAUUUCAAGUAAAACCUG